Messenger RNA from Racocetra persica, 345 nucleotides. The record is from the annotation of a GenBank genome assembly. Lineage: Eukaryota; Fungi; Glomeromycota; Glomeromycetes; Diversisporales; Gigasporaceae.
CCUACCAUACAAAAAAGCAUGAUACUACUGGAUAUACUUCUUUUCAAUUACUAUAUGGAAAGCAGGCUACUCUUCUAAUCAAAACUAUUCUGCCUAUACAAGAAACAGAAACUGAUGAAAUUGAUCUACAAGGAAGUAUAUUACAACAAGCCUAUGAACUUAUUGACAAGCUAUCUACUGCUCACAAACAAGCUCAACAAAAUAUUGCCAAGUCACAACAAAAACAAAUUGCUUGGUAUACCAAGAAGUUCAAGUAUCAUAACUUCAAAGUAGGAGAUUUGGUUCUUGUUGCACACUCUGAUAUUGCUGCAUCAAGAUCAGUAAAGUUCGAAGAAAAAUUUAAAG